AUGGCAGACGAGGCAGAUUUCGAAGACACCCUCGUGGCGGCACAGCAGACGGUAUGGUCUGCCGAGAAUCAGCGCCAUCCAGAUGCUGCAUAUGUCUUCUAUAACGAUAUGAGCGAUGAUGAGGAUGAGGAUGAGAGCGGCAGCGAUCUCGAGAAAGCCGACGAGAACGUGAGAAAAGUGGAACUAGACAUCACCAUGUCAGCAUAG
Lecanosticta acicola is the source of this 207-nucleotide messenger RNA. The record is from the annotation of a GenBank genome assembly. Lineage: Eukaryota; Fungi; Ascomycota; Dothideomycetes; Mycosphaerellales; Mycosphaerellaceae.